Messenger RNA from Lottia gigantea (owl limpet), 195 nucleotides. RefSeq lists its product as hypothetical. NCBI's taxonomy places the organism in Eukaryota, Metazoa, Mollusca, Gastropoda, Lottiidae. The annotation marks the transcript as partial. The transcript has 2 exons. The record is from RefSeq and is a predicted model, not a curated record. Gene Ontology annotation, biological process: regulation of DNA-templated transcription. Gene Ontology annotation, molecular function: DNA-binding transcription factor activity, RNA polymerase II-specific; DNA binding.
AGAAGAAAGAAGGCACGCACAGCAUUCAGUAAUGAUCAAAUACAAAAACUCGAGAAAAGGUUUCGUGAACAGAAAUACCUUGCUGCCAGUGAACGUUCAGAAUUAGCUGAUAAACUACACCUUUCAGACCAACAAGUUAAAACAUGGUUUCAGAAUCGUCGAAUGAAGGAGAAACGACAACAGACGAAUAAAGAA